Molecule: messenger RNA, 3024 nt
Organism: Hydra vulgaris (swiftwater hydra)
Lineage: Eukaryota; Metazoa; Cnidaria; Hydrozoa; Anthoathecata; Hydridae
Product: VPS35 endosomal protein-sorting factor-like
Biological process (GO): endocytic recycling
Cellular component (GO): endosome
Source: RefSeq, a predicted model, not a curated record
CCUAAUGCAAGUUAAAUUUUUCGUCCAAUCAAAACAGGGAUCUGAUCUCAGGAAAUAGCCGCUCCUAAGUUUUUAUUACAGAAAAACAACAACAAAACUUUGAAGGGCUUUUCGAAAAAGAGAUUACAAAGAAGAACAAAAGAAUUUUGUUGUUUCACUUAAAGCAACUUCUGAUCACCCAUUGCAAAGAACAAUAGUUAAUAAUGUGACCUUAGGAAAUAUGCGAGAGAAAAAUACAAAAUCUUUGUCAAGUGCAACUGUUACAUCUAAAAAUAUUGAAACAGAUCCACUCUCAGAUCUACUUUUUGAUCCACUCUCUGCAUUAUUACAAAAAGAUGCUUCUUUAUUAAAUAGCAGCCAAAAAUUUAAGGAUGAGGACAAAAAGUUUGGGAAUGAAGAUGGAUACAUUGAUGAUUCUUUUGAGCCCUGGCAGGCUAAAAGAACUGGCAUUCUUUCCAAGUACACAACAUCAGAAAAAAUUUCAAUAACCUCAAGCUUUUUGUCAGAUGGAGAAGUUGAAAAAUUAGCCUUAAAACAGAAUUUGUUACCUACGGAAAAAGUUAAAUCACGCUUAGAACAACUGAAUGAUUUAGACGAGGGUUCAAUAAAAGAGACACUCAAUUUGAGUCAAACAGAAUAUGUAACUAGAAUUGAUGAACUAAAUAAGGCUUUACUUUCGGCAUGGAGCUCUGAACAAAGAGUUAAAGCUUUAAAGAUAGCUAUACAAUGUGCUAAAAUGUUGGGUGAUACAGAUGUUAUUUUAUUUUAUCCAAGCAAGUUUGUACUUAUAACAGAUAUAUUGGAUAAUUUUGGUUGUUUGGUAUUUGAUAGAAUUCGUGAGAAAUCUGUUGUAUAUACUGCUGGAAGCAAUAUUCCAAAGACUCUCUCAAAUAAUUUUACUCCUGAAGAGGUUCCUGUUUCAGCUAAAGAAACUUGCCAAAAUUGGUUUUACAAAGUUGCUUCAAUACGAGAGUUGAUUCCAAGAUUGUAUGUGGAGAUGGCAAUACUGAAAUGCUAUAGUUUUUUAACAGCUAGUGAAUAUGCUCAAGCAUUAUCACGAUUAGCUCAUCAAAUUCGUGGGAUUGCUGAUCCAUUGGUAGCUGUUUAUGCAAGAGCUUAUCUUUGUCGAGUUGGAAUUCUUGUAGCUCCUACUGUCAAAAAUCAUUUGAAACCAUGUUGGAGUGAUUUUCUAAAUACCUAUAAACAGUUAACUCUACCUCAUAUGAAAGAUAAAGUUCAGAAUAUUGAUAUGUCUACUUACACAGACUUGUUUCUACCAGCUUUAAAUUGGAUAUUGCAGUGUGUUGUCUACAAAGCUUCAGAGGUUUCUUUAACAGAAAUACUUAACGAAUGUAAGUCAUGUAGAAGUUCUCUUCUUCUUCAUUCAGUUUUAUCAGCUUUUCAGCCGAAAUACAUUGCUAACAGAGCAUUAGAGUUUAUCAAUUAUAUAAAAGAAUCUGAAGAUAACGGUUAUUCCAAGCAUUUGUUAUACAAGUUAUUGGGUGUUAUUCUUUGCUCGGAAAAGCCACUUGAAGAAGAAAAAAUACUCUUGCUUAAUGAAGUUUGGAAAGUUGUUAUGAAAAUUAAAGAACCUGCAAAAUACAUAUCCUGUGCAGAAGUAUGGAUUGAAUACCCAUUAAAGUAUUUGAGUGCACAAGAAGUGAACAUAUUGCUUGGAAAUAUUAUAAAAAAUAUGAUGCCAGAUCAUAGUUUCGAAAAUCACUACACUGAACUUCUCUCUAUUUUGUCAAAAGUUGUUUUUACAAUUGAAGAUUUUAACAUGGUAAUAACAAUGAAUAACUUCUUUCCAUUUCUUGAUAUGUUUCAAAAAGAGUCGAUAAAAGUUGAAGCCUCUAAAAUAGUAAUGAAUGGUUUUAUUAAGAGCAAUUCUGUACUUUCUGAUCCAGCAAAAAUAAAUUCCCUUAUGUUAAUUUGUAAAACUAUGCACAAUUCAGUCAGUGAAUUAUCAUUGGAUGAUGAUAAAAGAAUAAUUGGAAAUCUCAUAUCUUCUUUUGUGCUAACAGUAACUUAUGAAAGGGAUUUUGAAAAGCAACUUGAAUUUUAUGUUGAUGCACGAGCUUCAUUUUCUAACAUGGAUACAGUGCUUAUUGUUCUUAUUCAAUGCGUAAAUCGGUUGGCAGUUCAAACACAGCAAGUUGUAAAAGGAAACCACACUCAAAAGACAGCAGCAUUUAUCAGAGCUUGCAUGGCUUAUUGUUUUAUUACUAUUCCAUCUUUAAUGGACAUAUUUGCUCGAUUGAAGCUUUAUCUUUUGGUAGGCCAAACAGCUCUAUCUAAUCAAGCUGUUGGUCAAGCUGAUGGUCUGUUGAGAGCAGCUAUUCAUCUACUGGCAGAAGUCCCAAAAACUAUAGUUGUUGAAACCAAAAAUGUUUCAGCAGAGCAAUAUAUUGUUGAAUAUAUUAAUCAUUUGCUUUCUGUUAUACUUUUUGUUCCUGAUCAUCCUGACCAUAGUGUAUUGUAUUUGGUCAGAGGUUUAAUGAAUGUUCUUGAAGAAAUAAUAUGGGAUGACUCUAGUGAUGCUAAAUGCAGACUUUAUCUGAAUGCAAUUUGUAUACUCUCUGCUGCUGCCCAGGAAUCGUAUAUUUUUAAAGUGGAAAAAGUUGAAUCCAAUGAUAAGUUAUAUGGUGCUGGUUCAAAGUUUGUUGAAGAAGUGAACAAGAUCAUUAAUGUUCUUAUUAUUGAAAUAUUAAAAAAAAUCAAUGAGGCUGGUGAAAAGAACAAAAAGUUACAAUAUUUUAUUUGUGCAGCAUCUUUGAAUAGAAUCGUAGCUCAUGGGGAUUUAUCAUCUAUAUCAAUGUGUAAACUUGCUCAAAAUCUGUGGUUGCUGGCUAUUAAAAACACUAAUGUUGAUCAAAAUUUUAUGAAACGAUUGCGAAAAACGAUUGAAUUUCGUGCAUUACGAGACUUUUCAGGAUAUCCUGAAUUACUGCAGCUAAUAACGGAUAUAAGAUAAUUUUUAUGAAUUUUUUAUAUAUUGAUAAUAUAUUUUUUUAUAAAUAAUUA